GGAGCCCAUUCUAUGCGUUCUCACAUCUGACAUCACCCACUCUCAACUGCUAAUUGGCAAAAGCCCGUCUCUCCGUCUAUUUGUAUAAAUUGAUUUCAAAUUACUAAGCCGCGCUCAGUUGUUAUUGAGCUCAGUGGCUGGAAAGUACAUCAUGAGAUCGUAUAUUGUACUUGUUUUCAUAGUGGGCACUUUGUUGUUCGCCGCGACAAAUGCGCAGCAGAACUAUGAUGGAAGAAAUGGGCCCCACGAAUUCGGAACACCUGGCAGUGGCAUUUACAUACGGGGUCAUAACGAAGGACCCUACACAGUGCCAGGUGUGGAAGGCGUCUUCCAAAACUCAAAUGGCCAACAUGUCUACACCGAUGAGCAGGGAAAUACCUACGCACAUGCCUCCUCGGGAAAAAAAUUCUCCACGGGAACUACCCAGAGUUUGGCCUCUUCACCCUUAAGCUUCAGCAUGGGUGGCGUCCUCAUUUUGCUUAUUAGUUUAAUAACCAUUUAAAGGCCAGCUCCAAGUGCAAAAGUUUCAAUUAAUUAAUUUGACACAUCGUUUUCUAGUUCAUUCCCACGGAAAUCUACUUUUUCAAUUGCAUACAUGAAAGUAACUAAUUUCCUGCUAAGUUUUCUGUACAUUUAUUUAUAUGCUUUUUCUUUUGAUCUAACACAAAUUAUUAGGCUAUUAAACAAGAAUGAAAAUAAUA
Molecule: messenger RNA, 701 nt
Organism: Drosophila teissieri
Lineage: Eukaryota; Metazoa; Arthropoda; Insecta; Diptera; Drosophilidae
Product: immune-induced peptides
Exons: 2
Coding region: 152-502 (116 amino acids)
Source: RefSeq, a predicted model, not a curated record